Meira miltonrushii is the source of this 1114-nucleotide messenger RNA. RefSeq names its product NAD(P)-binding protein. Gene Ontology annotation, molecular function: oxidoreductase activity, acting on the CH-OH group of donors, NAD or NADP as acceptor. The record is from RefSeq and is a predicted model, not a curated record. The transcript has a single exon. Lineage: Eukaryota; Fungi; Basidiomycota; Exobasidiomycetes; Exobasidiales; Brachybasidiaceae. The coding region runs from base 1 to 1050 and encodes 349 amino acids.
AUGUCUUCAGCAUCAGAAAAGCCAAUCGUUCUUAUUACUGGUAUCACCGGAUUCUUGGCUGCUCAUGUAUUAGAUGCAGCUUUAGCAGCACCUGAAGGAUUCCGUGUUCGUGGAACAUUGAGAAGUUUAUCAAAGAAGGAUGAAUUGUUAAAUCGUCUCUCAAAAGCAGACCGGGAGCGAGUGGAACUUGUUGAAGUAAAGAAAACUGAAGCAAGCGAUUUAUCAGAAGCAGUACGUGGUGUAACCUACAUCGCACAUACAGCAAGUCCUUAUCAAUUAGCCGUUGAAGAUGUUGAACGUGAUUUACUCGUUCCAGCAAUCGAAGGUACAUUGAAUCUUUUGCGCUAUGCAGCAAAAGAGCCAUCUGUCAAGCGUAUUGCAAUCACUAGUAGUUUUGCUGCCGUAGUCGAUUUCACAAAAGAUGGUCCAAACAGACCCGGAUACACGUACACACAAAAGGAUUGGAACCCAUUCGGAAGAGACGAUGCAAAAGGACCGGUGGCCUACUCUGUCUCUAAGACGUUGGCAGAACGUGCAGCUUGGGAUUUCGUCGAAAAGGAAAAGCCUGGCUUCAAGAUUGCAGCUUUCAAUCCUCCAAUGAUUUACGGUGCAACAUUACAACCUGCCGUCAAUCUUUCUAACCUCAAUACCUCGUCUAAAGCGAUUUAUUCCUUAAUCUCAAACUUGGACGAAGUACCUGCAGAUCGCUUACCUCUUUUCUGUCAUGGCCGCGAUGUAGGUGAUGCUCAUAUUCGCUGGUUAGCAUCAGACUCUGCUCCAAGUCAACGUUAUUUACUCUUCGGCGGUCCGUACAAUUGGGCAUCUUCGUUGGAACACUUGGCCAAGAGCAAACCUGAAUUGGUCAAAAGAUUCCCAAAAGGAUACGAACAAGCGAUUGCAAACAAGAAAGAUCCAAAAACAUCCUAUGCCAGCUUGGACACUACGCCUGCUGAGAAAGAACUUGGAAUGAAGUUCCGCGGUUGGGAACAAACGUUAGAUGAAAGUAUCGAUAGUCUUUUGGAAUUGGAAAAGAGACCAAAUUGGAAAUAAGAAAUGUAUAUAAUCAUUGAUAGGGUAUUAAUUAUAUGAAAUUUUAUGGUUUCCAAAUCUUUGC